Messenger RNA from Acanthochromis polyacanthus (spiny chromis), 606 nucleotides. RefSeq names its product transgelin-like. Lineage: Eukaryota; Metazoa; Chordata; Actinopteri; Pomacentridae. The coding region runs from base 1 to 606 and encodes 201 amino acids. The transcript has 4 exons. Gene Ontology annotation, molecular function: protein binding. The record is from RefSeq and is a predicted model, not a curated record.
AUGGCAAACAGAGGUCCUGCCUAUGGUCUGACCCGCGAGGUUCAGAGCAAGAUUGAUAAGAAAUACGACCCGGAACUGGAGGGAAGGCUGGUGGAGUGGAUCAUUGCCCAGUGUGGCUCUGGAGUCGGUCAGCCCGAUCAAGACAAGACCGGCUUCCAAAACUGGCUCAAGGAUGGAUGUGUGCUUUGUGAGCUCAUUAACAGCCUGUACGGAGCCAACAAGCCAGUCAAGAACAUCAAGCACUCUGGCAUGGCGUUCAAGCAGAUGGAGCAAAUCUCAUUGUUCCUCAAUGCUGCCGAAAAAUAUGGAAUCACCAAAACGGACAUGUUCCAGACUGUAGACCUCUUUGAGGGCAAAGACCUGGCUGCCGUCCAGAGGACCCUGAUGGCUCUGGGUAGUUUGGCUGUCACGAAGGAUGAUGGGAAUUACAAAGGAGACCCCAACUGGUUCCAUAAAAAGGCGCAGGAGAACAGGAGGGAUUUCUCUGAGGAGCAGCUGAACGAAGGCAAAAAUGUCAUCGGGCUGCAAAUGGGCACAAAUAAAGGAGCAAAUCAAGCCGGCAUGACAGGCUACGGACGACCGCGGCAGAUCAUCAACAACCCCUGA